This is a messenger RNA of Neofelis nebulosa (Clouded leopard), 2231 nucleotides long. It is a transcript of the gene SEC62, whose product is annotated as SEC62 homolog, preprotein translocation factor. Gene Ontology annotation, biological process: post-translational protein targeting to membrane, translocation. Bases 82 to 1281 code for a protein of 399 amino acids. NCBI's taxonomy places the organism in Eukaryota, Metazoa, Chordata, Mammalia, Carnivora, Felidae. Gene Ontology annotation, cellular component: endoplasmic reticulum; endoplasmic reticulum membrane. The record is from RefSeq and is a predicted model, not a curated record. The transcript has 8 exons.
UCGCGAGGUUUCCACCCCCCCCCCACCCCCCCCCCGCCCCUCCUCGCUCCACGUCAGAGGGAACCGGGCGGAGCGGCCAACAUGGCGGAACGCAGGCGACACAAGAAGCGGAUCCAGGAAGUUGGUGAACCAUCUAAAGAAGAGAAGGCUGUAGCCAAGUAUCUUCGAUUCAACUGUCCAACAAAGUCCACCAAUAUGAUGGGGCACCGAGUUGAUUAUUUUAUUGCUUCAAAAGCAGUGGAUUGCCUUUUGGAUUCAAAGUGGGCAAAGGCCAAGAAAGGAGAGGAAGCUUUAUUUACAACAAGGGAGUCUGUGGUUGACUACUGCAACAGGCUUUUAAAGAAGCAGUUUUUUCACCGGGCACUAAAAGUAAUGAAAAUGAAGUAUGAUAAAGACAUAAAAAAAGAAAAAGAGAAAGGAAAAGCCGAAAGUGGAAAAGAAGAAGAUAAAAAGAGCAGGAAAGAAAAUCUAAAGGAUGAAAAGACAAAAAAGGAAAAAGAAAAAAAAAAAGAUGGUGAAAAGGAAGAAUCCAAAAAGGAAGAAACUCCAGGAACUCCUAAAAAGAAGGAAACUAAGAAAAAAUUCAAACUUGAGCCACAUGAUGAUCAAGUUUUUCUGGAUGGAAAUGAGGUAUUUGUGUGGAUAUAUGACCCGGUUCACUUUAAAACAUUUGUCAUGGGAUUAAUUCUUGUAAUUGCAGUGAUAGCAGCCACCCUCUUCCCGCUUUGGCCAGCAGAAAUGAGAGUAGGUGUUUAUUACCUCAGUGUGGGGGCAGGCUGCUUUGUAGCCAGCAUUCUUCUUCUUGCUGUUGCUCGUUGCAUUCUAUUUCUCAUCAUCUGGCUCAUAACUGGAGGAAGGCACCACUUUUGGUUCUUGCCAAAUCUGACUGCUGACGUGGGCUUCAUUGACUCCUUCAGGCCUCUGUACACACAUGAAUAUAAAGGACCAAAAGCAGACUUAAAGAAAGAUGAGAAAUCUGAAGCCAAAAAGCAGCAGAAGUCCGACAGUGAGGAAAAGUCAGACAGUGAGAAAAAGGAAGAUGAAGAGGGAAAAGUAGGACCAGGGAAUCCUGGAACAGAAGGCUCGGGUGGAGAACGGCAUUCGGACACAGACAGUGACAGGAGGGAAGAUGACCGAUCCCAGCACAGUAGUGGAAAUGGGAAUGAUUUUGAAAUGAUCACAAAAGAGGAACUGGAGCAGCAAACAGAUGGGGAUUGUGAAGAAGAGGAAGAAGAAGACAAUGAUGGAGAAACAACUAAAUCUUCCCAUGAAAAAUCAUAAUCUGACUAAUUUGGGACUAAAGUGCAAGAGGUUGGAUUUUCUAUGUUGGCUGAUCGUCCUAAUGUACACAUGACAUUUGUAGUAUUCUUUAAAUCCAUUUGCUGAAAUGUAUUUGACAUCCAAGCAAUUAUAUUCAGUCCUUCAUUUCAUAGAAUACUAUUAUUGGUACAGUCUAAAGCCAUUUAUAAGUUGUAUCUGUUUGAUAAUUUUACAAUAAGUAGGUCUUACUUGUUUUGAUAGUUAUCAAAGAUGCAUUUUCCACAAUGAUAUUUAGAUUAAUGGCAUUUUUGAUAGUUGUAUGGCUUUUUACUGUUAGAUUAAUCAAAAUAACCAAAAGGGAUAAAAGAGAAACACCAACAUUUCAGAUUAUGCGUAGUUAUGUAGCCAUUUCACAGUUUCUUUAAAAUGAAAUGCUUAAACUCCUUGUUCUUGAUAGUUAAGUUUUGGUUGAUUAUAAAAGUAUACCAGGGAAUUUCUGGGAUUCUGAGUUAGCAGGGUUCAAAAGCAUUUUGUGGAAACAAGCCAACUAGUAAUGGUGCAGUAACACUUUUAGUUUAGCUACAAAUUCUCCUUUUCCAACUUAGGAAAUCCAAACUGAUUUGUACAUCUGACUCAGAGAAAGAUAGUCAUCUCCAACAGAGGAAGCAAACAGCACUGGUUGGAAGGUGAUGGCUCUUCCCAUUUCCUUGUCGUAAAGUAAAAUGUAUUCUGUACAUAAUUUACAAAUAAACAUUUUAUUUUAAUUGUUACUUAUUAUUUAGACAUUUUUCUCAACACUUAAAUUUGUAAAAUUAAGACCAUGUAAGGGUAUGUUUUUAGAGAAGUGGAAGUUUCAGUAACCCACAGAACAUCUGUGCUCUUUCUACAGCAGCUUCAGUUUUGUGCCAACAUUCCAUGUAUUUGAAUAUGAGUUAAAAAGAUCCUUAAUAAAUAAGAGCAGACUUAAAGUA